GUUACUUCCUAAACACAAUGAGAUGAGAAUGUUUAUUUUUAAUUAGGCAGGUACAAAUUACAUCAUUUUAUAAGAAUUUCUAUGUCAUUUUUAACUGGAAAUACUGGUUUUACAUUUACAUCUAGCAAUUUUCUCAUAGUUAAUAGUGUAGGCAAUGGAUGAAUUUUGUGGUGAAACGUUCUGGAAUUCCUCGCUGAGCUGGAACACCACCGAACCCGAUUUUACAGAAUGCUUCCAAAAGACAGUGCUGGUGUGGAUUCCGUGCGUUUUCUUAUGGAUUUUUACCCCAUUCGAAAUUUACCACAUGGUCGAGAACAAAAACCGAAACAUACCCUGGAACUACCUCAACAUAUCAAAACUGGCAGUAACACUUAUCCUGACCUCACUAACUUGUAUUGACGCUUUAGCUUUGAAAAAGAUAGUCGCUCAAAAAUUAGUUUACAAUGUUGAGAUAUCGACACCGAUAAUAAAAAUCGCCACACUGAUAUUGGCAAGUGCUUUGGUUGCAUUUAACCGUAAGCAUGGUGUUCGCACGUCGGGAGUGCAAUUCAUAUACUGGCUUCUACAGGCAUUGUGCGGAAUACCAGAGUUUCGUUCAGAAAUUGCCAACGAUCAUUACAAUACAAGCUAUUUAGCGUUCUAUCCGUUAGUACUUGUAAUGCUGCUUUUAAAUUGUUUUGUCGACAAACCGGCUGAAUAUAGUCGUUGCCCCAAUUUAAAUCACCCUUGCCCUGAAGAAGGAGCUGGCUUUUUAUCUCGUAUGCUCUUUCAAUGGUUUGAUGUAAUGGCGAUCAAAGGUUUUCGAAGAUCAUUAAAAACUGAAGAUUUGUGGAGUUUGAGACAUGGAGACUUCGCAAAUGAAGUUUAUACCAAGUUUGAUACUUACUGGCAGAAAUCUGUAACAAAAUCCAGUGUAAACUUCUAUGAGUAUGGACGAGCAGCUUUUAAAUCUGGUUCUACCCAAAUUGAAUUUGUAAACACAUCGGCAAAGAGAAACCUGUCGAUACUUCCUUCACUCUUUAAAGCAUUUGGUUUGACGUUUUUCUUUGGGGCUUUACUUCGUUUGGCGCAAGAUUUGUUGGCGUUUACGAGUCCAUUAAUUUUAAAUUUAUUACUAUCAUACAUUCAAAAUAAAGGCCCACGAUGGCAAGGCUUUCUCUACGUCGCGUGCUUAUUUGUAGCUGCAACUACGCAGACGCUAAUUUUGUCACAGUACUUUUACCGAAUGCAAAUUGUCGGGUUGCGCGUUUGUGCCUCCCUCACGUCGGCCGUUUACCGCAAGGCACUGCGUAUUUCGCAGUUUGCCAAGAAGGACAUAUCCUUGGGAGAAAUAAUAAACCUAAUGCAAGUAGACGCGCAAAUAUUUGCAGAAUUAAUGCCGUACAUAAACAUGGUGUGGUCAGCACCAUUACAAAUCCUCAUAUCACUCUACUUUCUUUGGCAAUUACUUGGCAUCGCAGUACUAGCUGGCGUGGCCGUAAUGAUCGUGCUUAUUCCCGUAAACGGCGCGAUUGUGAAGCGCGUUCAGGUAUUCCAGCUGAGUCAAAUGCAGAAUAAGGACGCGCGGAUUCAACUGAUCAAUGAGGUUCUGAACGGUAUUAAGGUGCUCAAACUGUACGGCUGGGAGCCCAGUUUCGAAGGAAAAAUAAUUAAUAUUCGCGAAAAGGAAAUUGGCAUUUUGAAGAAGGCCGCCUAUUUGAAUGCUUGCAUGGCGCUUUUAUUUUCCCUAGCACCAUUUUUGGUGGCCCUACUUACUUUUGUGGCAUUUGUGAAUAUUGACGAAGAAAAUAUAUUGACUCCUCAAAGGGCAUUUGUUUCAUUGACUUUAUUUACCAAUAUGCAUUUUUCUAUGGGCGUGUUGCCUUUGGUUAUCGUUUGGAUGGCGGAGUCCUAUAUUUCUGUGAAACGUUUAAAUAAAUUCAUGAACAACGACGAGUUGGAUCCCAAUAAUGUCAGUCACGAUGCUACAUGUGAAGACCCCAUUUUGAUAAAAAACGGUAACUUCAGCUGGGGUGAAAACUUGACGCUUAGAAACAUUAAUGUUCAAUGUAAAAAAAAUUGCAUAAUGGCAGUAGUCGGUCGAAUAGGAUCCGGAAAGAGCAGCUUAAUCUCUGCGAUUUUAGGAGAAAUGAAUAAAGUGUCUGGAUACGUUAAUGCAUUAGGAACGAUAGCGUACGUUUCCCAACAGGAUUGGAUUCAAAACGCCACAAUACAAGAAAAUGUGCUGUUCGGCAGGGUUCUCGAUGAAUCCAUGUACAAUAAGGUGAUCGAUGUCUGCUCACUCGAGCAAGAUUUUGAAACUCUACCGGCUGGCGACCAAACUAAAAUUGGCGAUAAAGGAAUUAAUCUCUCAGGCGGUCAAAAGCAAAGAAUCAGCAUAGCGAGAGCUAUAUACUCGCAAGCCGAUGUUUACCUUUUCGAUGAUCCCCUAAGUUCUGUGGACAGUCACGUUGGAAAGCACAUAUUCGAAAACGUCAUUGGUCCUAACGGCAUACUAAAACAUACAACAAGACUAUUUGUAACCCACAAUUUGGCGUAUUUACCACAGGUUGAUGAAAUAAUUGUACUUAAGGAUGGCGAAAUAUCGGAACGUGGCACUUACCAGGAGCUGCUCGAACAGAAACAGGAGUUCUCCGAAUUUCUGCUGCAGUAUCUGUAUAAGGCUGUUGAAAGUGGAAAUGAAGCAAUGGACGAGGUGGAGCCUUUGUUGUACAAUUCACCAUUAUCUUCAGAGUUGUCACAAAUUCCGCUUAAAUCUGAACAAAGUAACGCGGAGGAGGUUUCAAAAUCUGAAGAAAAGGUAAACGAAGAUGCGCAAGCGGAUGAGGAGAGGAUUGAAGAAGGAAAUGUCAAGCUUUCUGUAUUUCUGUUCUACUUCAAAGCAGUUGGUGGAACUCUGUGUGUUGCGACAAUUAUUUUUCACGUUCUUUGCCAAGUGUAUAGCGUUGGGGCGAGUGUUUGGUUAAGUAUUUGGUCAUCACACGAAAAUGCUACUCUAAGUGAGCGAGAUGUCUACUUGGGAGUUUACGGUGGGCUUGGAUUAGGACAAGUUCUAUCGAUGUUUCUGGCUGCUGUCACUUUGUACAUUGGUUGUCUUAACGGCUCACAAACACUGCACAAUAUUCUAUUAAACAAAAUACUUAGAGCGCCAACCAAUACAUUUUUUGACAUCACUCCACAAGGACGAAUAUUAAAUCGGUUUUCCAAAGACAUCGACGUGCUAGACAAUACCUUGCCGUUGGUCAUUAAGGGUUGGUUUAACUGUGUGUUAUCAGUGCUAGCAAUUUUGUUUAUCGUUAGCUACACAACACCAAUUUUCAUGGUGGUGAUACUACCAAUUGCGAUUGUGUACUAUUUCAUACAACGAUUCUACAUCGCGACGUCUCGUCAAUUGAAACGCCUCGAAUCCGUAACAAGAUCGCCGAUUUACUCGCAUUUCGGCGAAAGCAUAGCUGGUGCGUCUACUAUACGCGCAUAUAAAGAGUCCAAACGGUUUAUUAAGGAAUCUGAGUCGAAAGUAGAUUGCAACCAAACAUGUAAUUUUCACAGUAUCAUUGCAGAAAGAUGGUUGUCUGUCAGAUUAGAAAUCUUGGGGAAUCUUAUUAUUCUAUUUGCAGCUUUGUUUGCUGUACUUAAUGAAAGUCAAGACGCCGGCCUUGUUGGGCUGUCCAUUGUGUAUGCUUUACAGAUUACACAAAGUCUGAAUGCGUUAGUAGUGAUGACUUCGGAUAUCGAAACGAACAUAGUAUCCGUUGAACGCAUCAAAGAAUAUGGCGAGAUUGUGCAGGAAGCCGCUUGGGAUACCACCAAACAAAUUGUACCGGAGUCGUGGCCGGGUCAUGGAGAGAUCAUUUUUAAGAAUCUCUCAAUCAGAUACAGACCUGAUUUAGAUCUAUCCCUAUCACAAAUAAAUUGUGCCAUAAAAGGGGGGGAAAAAGUCGGAAUCGUUGGAAGAACUGGGGCAGGAAAAUCAAGCAUGACGUUAUCAAUAUUUAGAAUAAUUGAGGCAUUUGAAGGAGAAAUUGUGAUUGAUGGUAUUAAACUCUCUGAUAUAGGCUUGCAAACCGUGCGAUCACGUCUCACCAUCAUCCCUCAAGAAGUAGUGUUGUUCGCAGGUUCGCUCAGAAUGAAUUUAGAUCCUCACGAUAAAUAUACCGAUCUCGAAAUUUGGACUGCCUUAGAUCAGGCUCAUCUCAAAGGACACAUUGAAGAUCUGCCAGCGGGACUCAAUCACGAAGUGAGCGAAGGUGGCGAAAAUUUUUCCACAGGACAGCGACAACUUCUGUGUUUAAGCAGGGCAUUGUUGAGGAAAUCGAAGGUGUUAAUUUUAGAUGAGGCUACCUCCGCCGUUGAUUUAGAAACAGACCGUUUGAUUCAGCAGACCAUUAAAACAGAAUUUAGUGACAGUACGAUUCUUACUAUCGCACAUAGGCUAAGCAACAUUAUUAAUUCGGAUAGAGUUAUUGUUUUAAACAAGGGUUAUAUUGUCGAGUUUGAUUCGCCCUCUGUUUUGUUGCAAAAUGAGAAUUCCUCUUUUUAUGGCAUGUGUAAAGAUGCAGGGUUAGUUUGAUAUUUUUGUGGAAUUUGAGAAAAAUUAAACAUGUAGUCUAUGAG
Photinus pyralis (common eastern firefly) is the source of this 4614-nucleotide messenger RNA. RefSeq names its product multidrug resistance-associated protein 1-like. NCBI's taxonomy places the organism in Eukaryota, Metazoa, Arthropoda, Insecta, Coleoptera, Lampyridae. The transcript is spliced from 15 exons. Gene Ontology annotation, molecular function: ATP binding; ATP hydrolysis activity; ABC-type transporter activity. Gene Ontology annotation, biological process: transmembrane transport. The record is from RefSeq and is a predicted model, not a curated record. Bases 155 to 4570 code for a protein of 1471 amino acids. Gene Ontology annotation, cellular component: membrane.